This is a messenger RNA of Dipodomys ordii (Ord's kangaroo rat), 1742 nucleotides long. It is a transcript of the gene Fam217b, whose product is annotated as family with sequence similarity 217, member B. The coding region runs from base 229 to 1407 and encodes 392 amino acids. The record is from RefSeq and is a predicted model, not a curated record. The transcript has 3 exons. Lineage: Eukaryota; Metazoa; Chordata; Mammalia; Rodentia; Heteromyidae.
CUGAUGAGAGAAUGAUUUGCAAUCAGUACUUACUGUCACUGUGUUGUUGCUUCUAGUUCCGGCAGUGAAGUGAUCUUUCCAAACAUAAGAGGAAUAAAGAAGUCACCUUCCCAGCUGUCAACGUCUUCCAGCACAUUGAGCAAGAAUAUUUUAAGUACCACAGCAAAGACAGUUUAUCACGCAUUAGAUGAUGAUCAGCCAUGUGAUUUUUUCAAGAAAAGGAAUAGGAUGAGUGAAUCUCAUCAGAAAAACAGUAAUAUGGAUGCUUGCCCAUCUUGGAGUAAAGUACAUCAUUCAAAGAAUUCUUCAGGAAAAAAACAGAGUAAAUCCCAAAUCCCUGGUGUUUCUUCCCAGCUGAGAAGUGGCCUGGCAGGGGCCUCCCAGCCAGCUGGAGACAAACACAAGGAAGGCAUUUCUGCGGAAGGAAGACCUGGCCGGAAUAUACCCAGUCCCAGGAGUCAGGGGGGCUCAGGGCACAAGCUGCUGAUGGACUUGGGAUCGAUGAAGAUCAUCGAGGAAGACGCUGAUGAAGACAGCGCCAGUGAUCUGUCAGAUUCAGAGAGAAUCCACAUCCCUCCCUCUCCCCUCACACCUCCAGAUCUUAAUCUUCGAGCUGAAGAAAUAGAUCCUGUGUCCUUUGACCUUCACCCGGGACAGGGCGGGGCAAGGCCAGAGUACUACUACCCAGAUUUCCUCCCACCUCCGUUCAGUUCCUGGGACCUGCGGGACAUGGCCAUGCUUCAGAACGCAGAGUGCAAGAUAGAGGUGACCACCCGAGCUGGGAGCCUGGGAAAGUACAUGGACAGACUCAUCCAGCUGGAGUGGCUGCAGAUCCAGACCGUGCAGUGUGAGAAGAGCAGAGCUGCUAAGGCCAGGCCUCCUGUCGCCCCGGGGGCCUCUGGAGCUGUGAAAAGCCCUGGGAGAAGCAAGCUACUUGCUAGUGCUCUGUCCAAACCGUUACCUCACCCAGAAGGAACUUCAAAGCCAGGCCCUUCACGAAAGAAAGAUUGUCACCAUGAGGAAGUCCACCCUUCCUAUUAUACAUUUGAGGCCUCCCCGAGACGCAUGGAUGGGCCCAGUUGGACCAGGUUGGCCUCUCAGAAGCCAACCUCUGAGAUGAAGACUGAGGAGAAGAAAAAGAAAUCAAGUAAAAGCACCAAGCUGAGACACUGGGAUUUGCCCUGCAGCGACAACAGCUCUAAGAUGGAAGCCAAUGGCAACAUCCGAAUUCCCAAACAGUCAGCCAUGUUACUGGACCCAGCCGAUCCCUGCCGCAUCCCCAGAACACAAGCCCACGCCAAUCUUAAGAAAAAAGGCAAUGUGAAUAACCAGGGUCAUGCCACUGUGUCCAGUGAGAAGAAACUCAAAACAAACGGAGGAAAGCAAAACACAUACAGAUUAAAGUAGUAUCUAAAAUAAUGUGUUGCAGACCCAUAGAUUCCUUAACCUCUUCUAGAAGUUCCAGCAUUGGGCACCUGGAGACUGUCUGUGAUGGCUGAUUGUUAGGCGGUCAGUUGGCUCUUUGUCUAUCCCACACCCACCCCAGUAGAAUCACUUUCAAAGAGAGAUUUUUCUCAGUGAGUCCUCCCUUGAAUUAAUAGCCAAACAAAAGUGUUUGAGAGCCCUUUUGGGUAACAUUUCCUCAAAGGGAUAAAAUAAUGAUACCAUCUAGCCUAGGUGUGGAUUAGCUCCUCAUUGUCACAGGUCCUAGUGUUGGAAAUAAAGCCCUUUUGGCUACUGCC